Molecule: messenger RNA, 3556 nt
Organism: Saccostrea cuccullata (small rock oyster)
Lineage: Eukaryota; Metazoa; Mollusca; Bivalvia; Ostreida; Ostreidae
Exons: 6
Coding region: 17-3529 (1170 amino acids)
Biological process (GO): proteasome-mediated ubiquitin-dependent protein catabolic process; negative regulation of translation; protein polyubiquitination
Molecular function (GO): translation repressor activity; ubiquitin protein ligase activity
Source: RefSeq, a predicted model, not a curated record
UAAAUAUCUUCUGUAAAUGAUGUAUAAAGCAGUGUUACAGAAGUCAAUCAGAGUGAGAAGUGUUAGUGAGUGUCGUCACAUUUCCCACGUGACGUCAGACCGGGUCUGGAUCAGUGAUUGGAACAAUCUCAUCUUCACAAACACAGAAGGUGAUGAACUAAGUUGUCUAUCAGACAUAGGAAGUUAUUACGGAGGCCACACUGUGAACAUUGAGGGUGAUUUAGUUUAUAUUGACAGUGCGCAUAACGUCAACAAACAUUCUUUAGAUAAUACAAUUAGGACAACACUUAUAAAAUACCAGCCACCAUGGAGACCUCUAUGUGUCUACAGCUCCUCCUCCACUGGAGAUCUGCUGGUCGGGCUAAGAAAUACCGAAAGAAAAACAGGCAAGGUAAACCGUUACAGUAAAAUCGGACAACACAUACAAACCAUACAUCACAACAACACAGGACAGGUACCGUAUAGUUUACCCAUCUACAUCACUGAGAACCGCAAUGGAGAUGUUAUAGUGUCUAAUUGGGACUGUGUAGUUGUGACUGAGUGUGAAGGGAGAUAUCGCUUCUCCUAUACAGGACCUCCAUUAGGAUCUGGAUUAUGGCCUCGUGGAUUAAGUACAGAUGCACUAUCACGCAUCUUUGUGUGUGAUCAUAGGACAGACUCAGUACAAAUGAUUGAUCAGGACGGACAAUUCCUGUCGCAAAUACACAUACCACAACACGGUAAAGACAAACCAUGGAGCCUGAGUUAUGAUCAUGAAACUAAUCUUUUCUGGAUUGGAUCAUUGAGCAACAACACAGUUAACUUAUACGGAGUGAUAAAUGACGACCCUAUCACUGAUAUCGUUGUUGAGUUGAAGAAGUUCUUGAGAAAGGAGAAGACAACUGUUUCCCAUGCCAGAGGAAUACUUGUUGGAUGUGCUGGGGCUGGAAAAACAACCUUUUUGAAGAGAUUAAGAGGGCUACUUCACGAUAUCACUGAAGCUACAGACUCAACCAGGGGGCUGGAAGUCCAUCAGCAUCUCUUCAUUGUUAGAAAAGGGAAUUUAGAAGUAGUCGAUGAUGCAUCUCCAUUGAAGACAUUUAUUAGGAUAAAUGCCACAGAUUUAAAGCCAAGCAUAAGUGAUGCCGUUGCCCUAUCCCAUUCAAAUGAAAAUAAAGACCAUUUGGGAGAGAAAAAUGUUGAUAAAGACAGUGAAGAUAUUCAUAGCAGAGAUGAAAAGAAAGAAAAGAAUAUGGAGAUGUCGUCUAGCUUACCAAAUGAAGGAAAAGUAAAAGUCAAUACAGUAGAAGUAAUGGCCAGUGUUCUCUCUUCAGAAGCACAGAAAAUGGUAAAAGAUGAAAUUUGUCAGAAAAUCUUGUCUGAAAAAGAGAACUUACCAACUGUCAGCAUGCUGGAUUUUGCUGGUCAGUUAGCGUAUUAUGCCUGCCAUCAAAUUUACGUAACCCCAAAGGCCUUCUUUAUCCUUGUGUUGGACAUGACUAAGAAGUUUGAAGAUGUUGUCGAUCAAGAGAGAGAUUAUCAAGAAGGAUCAAUCUUCUCUGUGUGGACUUACAAAGACUACCUGAAGUUUUGGAUUACCUCAAUCAAGACUUUUGGAGGCACUAAGGCACCACUGUUCAUUAUUGUCACACACACAGAAAGAAAAUCUACUGAUGAAAUAGAGAAGUACUUUGAAGAAUUCUGGAAUGCUGUACCAGACGAGGACAGAGAUUGGUUAAGUGAGUCUCUCAAUGAACGAGAUUAUGCUGUGGGUCUAGUUAAACUAAAUGACAAUACAAAGAAAAACCUGGAAUCGGUGAAAAAGUCCAUAGUUGAACUAUUUUCAGAUAAGCUCAAUACAAAAAUUGAAAUUCCUUCUUCGUGGGCUUUAAUGGAACAAUUAUUGUAUGAAGGAGCCUGGAAGCUUUUAUCCAUUGCAGAAAUUUGGAGGCUAAACUCCUCCCUUCCUGAUGAAUACCAAAUAAGAAGUGAAGAGGAAAUGUCAAAAUUUUUAAAGUGUUUCCAUGAUAAUGGCAUUCUUUUGUAUUUUCAAGAUGGGAAAUUGAGGGAACAUACAGUACUAGACAUUCAGUGGUUUGCUACAGCUUUCAGUAAGAUUAUUGCUGAUAAAAACCAUAUAAAUAAGGACUGCAAAACAAGAUUAAUCAAAGAAUGGAAAUCCUUUAACAAAACAGGGGAACUUAAAGAUAAAUUGGUAAAUGCACUAUGGAGAGAUGAACCUUUAUACUUGACACAUAAAAGUGAAAUUAUGUCUUACAUGGAGAAGCUUCAAAUGCUGGUAUCUUUGGACUCUUUUGUGGCUGUAUCAGAAGGUGACAUGUCAUGGUAUGUUCCCUGUAUGAACAAAAAGCAGUUUCAAGCUUACUUUUGUGAAGAUAAAUGGGAAUGCUCCUCCAUUUUGUGCUAUCGAUUUACUUCGUUUGCCAUGUUUGUGUUCUACAGACUGGUAGCAUACUGCAUGGGGUUUCUGAGAUGGAAUGUUUCAAAUGAUGGAGAUCAUGAAGGAAGUCUAUGUCUCUAUCAAACUGCAGCCGUGUUUGAUCACAAAGAACACACUGUUGUUGUUGGCUUAUGUAAUGACGAAAUUCAAUUACAAGUGUUUCGAAUCAGACCAUUGACUGUAGAUAAAGAGGUAUCAAAUGAAAUCGGAGACUCCCUUGAAAAAGCCAUAGAAAAAUUGACAGAAACAUUUAUUGGCACAAACAUUUUCCUUAAAGGAUUCAAAUGCCAAAACAUAAUAUGUUGUGAGAAUGAUCUGUCUUUCACACUUAAAAGUGAGCUGUUAGAAAUCAAAGCUGAAGAAACGCAGUGCAAGUGUCUACUUCAAGAAAGACAUGUGAUAAAUGUUCAAAAGACGCUUGGUUUCUGGGAAAAGAGCACGUUGGGCGAUUCUGGCAGCCAAAUGGCUUCUUCACAAGUGCUGGAGGGUAGAACAAGAUUUGCCAAACUUGGAAUGGCAACAAACGAUGUGUUGAAUCAGGCAUACAGAGAUAUUCUUGAAUCAGAAGUACCUCCCUGCUAUAUUGAGAGCAAGGUGAAUUCAUUAUCAACAAAAAAGAGAAGAGAUCUGAAGUUGAAUCCAGACCAAGAAGAUCUCUUGAGAAAAGCAAUGCAUUCUGGAUAUAAAGAGUUUGAUAUUUCAUUAACAUACAAAAUGAUUAGAAACAUUUGUUCAACGAUCCCUAAACCAUCAAAAGGAGUUUGGGGAGAAGAGCCAUCAGGAGGAGAGGUGACAGUGGGUGACGAUAUAGAGAGAAUUAGGUCAAUACGAAAUAGACUGACUGCGCACGUGAAUUCAGCCUCCACCCCUAAGACAGAAUUUGAUGACACCUGGUCAACAAUGUCGGAUAUCUGCCAAAGAUUGGAAACCUUCACUGGAAAGAAGUAUUUGGAUCACCUGAUUGAAAUUAAAAAAAUCAAUUUGAGAAGGGAAGAUGAGGAUGCUAUUAUAAAGAAUGUUAAAAUGCAAGAAAUCUUGGAGAAAAUGAAAUCCAAUGUUCUUGAAUUUGAAACAAUGUUAAAGCCUUAACUACAGAUUAGAGUGCCGUUUGGUUUA